This is a messenger RNA of Striga asiatica, 2161 nucleotides long. The record is from the annotation of a GenBank genome assembly. NCBI's taxonomy places the organism in Eukaryota, Viridiplantae, Streptophyta, Magnoliopsida, Lamiales, Orobanchaceae.
ACGCCAUCUCACCCGAGAACGCACUAGAUCCAUCUUGACAACCCUUCCCUUGAGAGUUUUCCCUUUCAAUUUUAUUCCUUUUUCUUACUCAUUUUCCUGAAAAAUCUGGCAGCAGCUGGGAAAAUUGGCCUCCGACGGCAGGUGUGAGAAAUUAAAUUGAGGGGAACCGUGUUGGUGUUUUGGUGGUCAUACUUCCGAUCAAACCUAAUAAUAUCACGGGCAUAAAGAUUUUUGUUUGAAAGAAAUUUGCAAUCUCUCUCAUUUGCGAACGAUAAAUGGCUCUUAAUCCUCAACUUUUCCCAAAUGGGAUGCCAGUGCCUUUCCUCAACGAGAUGUUUGUCUUAGCCAGAGAUGGCGUUGAAUUUGAGAUCGACAAGAUCCCUGGCACUCAAGAUGGGAAAUUUAAAGCAAAAGGAACUAUUUACUUGUCAAACAUACGAAUGGUCUUUGUCGCGAAUAAACCUGUUGGGAAUCUUGCUGCCUUUGAUAUGCCCCUGGUACGUAUAGGUUGACCUAGACUGGAUGUGUGGACUUCAAAAUGGAUGAUGUUUUAAACUUUCUAGUGAUUUAGCCAGCGACAUUUUAUGGUCCAUGCCUUGUUGAUUGCUAUUGUUUCUCCUCAAAGCACAUGCAUGCUUCUACUAAAGAUAUGUUCUCUUUUCACUUCUAUGUUCAACUGAUCCGUCUCUUCUGAAUAGGGUCACACCUAACCGAAAUAGUUGCAGGCACUAUCUGUUAGAGGUCUGAGGAAAUUUUGAGUGCAUUAUUUAAUGAUCUUGUUAUUCUUCUUUAUAUUAUUUGGUUUGCUUGAUUGCUUGGUGCGUGAAUGAGAAUUGCUUUCAAGUACUAGAUUGGCUUGUGCAGCAAGAUAUGUUUUAUUGGAAACUUGAUUCUUGGCUCAUACUCACUGCUAUGGUGACAAUUAGUACUGUCAAAAUGGACAAGAGCUCACAGGUUGGCCCAUUGGCCUGCAUAUAUGGUCGGGCUUGGGCUGCAGUUUAUCUGGCCCGUUUAAUGCGUGCCUAUUUGGCCCUCGGGCUAGCCCGUUAUUUAUCAAUUUUCAGCCUUGAAUUCUUAAUGGGCCAAUCAAACCCAGAGGGGACCAUCAAUGUAGGACAAAUGCAUUAUUUCACAGCAUCAUUUUUCCCAUCUGUGAGGCAAGAAUCAAUACAAUGUUUAUUUAUUUUGCUGUUGAGUGUUGGUAUGAUUGGUGUGGUUGCGAAUAAACAUCUGAGCUUUUUAUUUGUCGAACGCCGAGAGAUAAAAAGGGAAGAGAAACAAGCAUGGUCCUCAGGGCGGCCUUGUUUGGCCCACGGACUGAGACUUACUUAGCCAUUGAAAAAUGGGCCAGGCUCUGCUCCAGCCCAUUUUUUGCUAGUCUACAGAGGGCUGGACUGGACCGAGCCAGGCCAAUUUGAGUGUCCUAGUGACAAUGUACAUGACAUGCUGGAAUCAAGAACAGCAAAAAUUCAUAGCUACAGUCUUGGCUUACAGCCGCUAGCUAGCCUUUACGAUCCUCCCAAAUAUGAUUCAUUGACUUGUUAACAAUAAAAACAGUGUCAUUUACUAACUGCAACAUGGAUAACAAAAUGCAGCUCUAUGUUCACGAUGAAAAAUUCAACCAGCCAAUCUUCUUCUGCAACAAUAUUUCUGGCUAUGUGGACCCUGUUGUGCCCGAUAAUGAGCAUAGGGCUCUUUAUUCGACUCAUUCUUUCAAGAUUCUGUUCAAGGAAGGUGGCUGUGGAACUUUUAUCCCUCUCUUUUUCAACUUAAUUGGUUCUGUCAGACAAUACAAUCAGCACCAAGCUGCACAGCCUCGAGUGGACCCUCUCCAAGCAGCCCAAACUCCUGUGGAUGAGAUGAUGAGACAUGCGUAUGUCGAUCCUAGCGACCCCACGAGAAUAUUUUUGCAGCAGCCUAAUGCAGAAUCUCAGCUGAGACGCCGUACAUACCAGUCGCGUGAUACUGAAUGAAAAAUCAACAUGAUAUGAUGCAAACUGUCUACUUCUGCUUUGUUGGUCAUUAUAAAACUUGACAUGGUCUUGUACUCUUGUUGAUAUCAAUAAGUUGAACAUAAUAGUGUCCUCACCAUCAAAAGUUCCCGACUGAUGUUUUACAUUUGUUAUUAUAAUUAUUAUUAUUAUUAUUAUUAUUUGUGAUG